This is a messenger RNA of Lagopus muta (rock ptarmigan), 2935 nucleotides long. It is a transcript of the gene PRPS2, whose product is annotated as phosphoribosyl pyrophosphate synthetase 2. The record is from RefSeq and is a predicted model, not a curated record. NCBI's taxonomy places the organism in Eukaryota, Metazoa, Chordata, Aves, Galliformes, Phasianidae. Gene Ontology annotation, molecular function: magnesium ion binding; ribose phosphate diphosphokinase activity. Bases 75 to 1052 code for a protein of 325 amino acids. Gene Ontology annotation, cellular component: cytoplasm; ribose phosphate diphosphokinase complex. The transcript has 8 exons. Gene Ontology annotation, biological process: ribonucleoside monophosphate biosynthetic process; purine nucleotide biosynthetic process; 5-phosphoribose 1-diphosphate biosynthetic process.
AUUCGUUCUCUUUCUGUCCCGGCUGCAGGAGUGCUCGCUCGCCGUCACCUCCCCCCCUCUCCAUCCCUUACGCUAUGCCGAACAUCGUGCUGUUCAGCGGCAGUUCCCACCACGACCUGUCCCAGCGAGUGGCCGACCGCCUGGGGCUGGAGCUGGGCAAGGUGGUCACCAAGAAGUUCAGCAACCAAGAGACCAGUGUAGAGAUUGGUGAAAGUGUGAGAGGAGAAGAUGUGUAUAUUAUCCAGAGUGGCUGUGGAGAAAUAAAUGACAACUUAAUGGAAUUGCUCAUCAUGAUCAAUGCUUGCAAGAUUGCAUCAUCCUCCAGAGUCACUGCAGUAAUUCCAUGUUUUCCAUAUGCCAGGCAAGAUAAGAAAGACAAGAAGGGAGCCGUGGAGCGUUGGAGUCGUGCUCCAAUCUCUGCAAAACUUGUUGCCAACAUGCUGUCAGUUGCAGGGGCUGACCACAUCAUCACCAUGGACCUGCAUGCUUCUCAGAUCCAGGGUUUCUUUGACAUUCCAGUAGAUAACCUGUAUGCAGAACCUGCAGUGCUGCAGUGGAUUAAAGAAAACAUUUUGGAGUGGAAAAACUGUAUCAUAGUCUCACCUGAUGCAGGUGGUGCAAAAAGGGUUACUUCAAUUGCUGACAGAUUGAAUGUGGAAUUUGCUCUCAUUCACAAGGAAAGAAAGAAGGCAAAUGAAGUGGACAGAAUGGUCUUGGUGGGUGAUGUCAAAGACAGAGUAGCCAUUCUUGUCGAUGAUAUGGCUGAUACAUGUGGCACAAUAUGUCAUGCAGCAGACAAGUUAGUAUCUGCUGGAGCCACCAAAGUUUAUGCUAUUCUUACUCAUGGAAUCUUUUCUGGUCCUGCUAUUUCUCGGAUUAAUAAUGCAGCAUUUGAGGCUGUUGUGGUAACUAAUACAAUCCCCCAGGAAGAGAAAAUGAAACACUGCCCCAAAAUUCAGUUUAUUGACAUUUCCAUGAUCCUGGCUGAGGCCAUUCGAAGAACACAUAAUGGUGAAUCUGUAUCUUACCUGUUCAGUCAUGUCCCCUUGUAACUGCUGGAGGUUACAUCACAGCUUUUUGAAGUCCUGUCAACUAGCGCUGUUGUUUUUAGCAAUGCAUCUCAAACACAAGAAAUCAGUAUACUUGUAAAAUUCCAGAGCUUGUAUGUUUAAUUAUUAUAUAUGUCUUGUAAUUAGCAUUUUUUUGUUGUAAAUGGACAAUAAAUCUGUCUUGCAGAAACUUUCUGUGGAUUCCCUGGAGAGUUUGGGAAAUUUCUGUGUUCUUUUAUAUACUCCUCACUUUCUACUGAGCUGCUGCUUCAGAUCUUUUUUUAUAUACAGAGCUACUGAAUGUCUGUUCACAGAACUGAAUGAAAUUUAUGCACAAGUUUGUCUGCGUUAAGCUAAGUGGUGCAGGGUUGGACAUCUUGCAUCUAUUAAUCUUUCAGGCAAGCAGAUGGUGACUUUUGUUUAACAGCCAUGAUAGGCUGCUAUUUUGUAAGCCAUAAGAGUUUAAACUUCCUUUUAAUUUUAAGGAACUGUUGACACAUCAUAGUAUUAACUGUUUCAUACAUUUUUUUGUUCCUUUUCCACAUGAUAUAUAGGGCUGCUGUUUUCUUUUGUAAAGCUCUCAGUGUUUCAUUGCAUUAAAUCAUUUUGUUAAUGUCUAUUUUGUGUGGUUACUGUCUUUGUCGGAUUUAUGCUUCGAUACCCUAGGAUGAUUUAUUUCUUGUAUUUCAAUAAUAAGGACCAAUCUUUAAUCAUGAGCAGUUUCGUUUGAGUUUUUUUUUUUUUCCUGUAGUUUUUAAUAUUCCUUGAGUCCAUACAAGCCAUUUCAUGGCUGUUUUCCUGUUAGUAUUGUAAAGCUUCAUUAUGCACAGUCCAAACAGUAAACUUAAAUACACUUACAUUCAUGAACAUCAGUUUCUACCCACAUUUACUUCAUGAAAAGGAAUCUGAAAUACUGGUCUUAAACUGCAUGGUCAAUAGAGCUUCAAUUUACUAUCAUGAAGUACUGCAGUACUUAACUCUGCAGUCAGUGCAUUAUGGUAGAUGAGGCAGUCUUUUAUCCUUUAGCAUUAGAGAAUUAAAGUUGUUAUGAAAACAGUUUUGUCUCUCUUUUAAGUUAUUGCAACCUACGGUUAAGUAGUGGUAAUGCAGACAGUAAUGGAUUAUGGGGAGAAAAUAUAUCUGACAUUCUACUUCUGGGUCUACAAAUUUUCUAUGGGGCAUUUUCAGCCUUCCUGCUAGGUUGUAAGAGUUGGUGUGUGUUGAGGUACUGUCCCUGCACCUAGGUAAUGGGAAAAGUUGAUUUUCCACCUGGAAUUGCAAUUGUUGAAUGGAAGAGCAUAAGACAGGAUGAAAUAAGGCUACCUUACUUAUUUUAGGGUGCAUUUAGUGACGUGGUGUUGUACUAUGAAGUGGAUUUUUCCUGUAAGACAGUCUCAAGACAGACAGUAUUUUCUUCCCCUAAGAAAGUUUCUGGGGAAAGAAAAUAAUUAAAAGGACAAUAAAGACUGUUUCUUCUGUGUGUUCUCUAUUCUAUGAAUCAAACAUACUACUUUUAGUAAUGAAUACAGAAAUGUGUGUAUAAGAUACUGUGAUGGGAAUUCAAUUCUCAUGAGCUCAUUUUUUUAAAAAGUACUUCAUAAUACAAUGAAAAUUAGAUUAUUCUGACUAGUAAAACAGUUCUUAAAUGUAAGAUUAUUUUUCCUACCAUCUUGAAAAUAUUACCUUGCAGUUAAAUUUUUCAGUUGAAGUCUAUGGCUGUGUAAUUAUACCAGAAAUGUAGAGCUUAUGCAUAGCGAUAAGGUCUACAAUAUACUUAGUAUGUGAUGUCAGUUGCACUUCCUAAAAAUCACAUAUGUUUAUGCUGAAUUGUCUGCCCUUACUGUGCACCGGUAUUGUAAACAAUAACAUUAAAAUUACUUAAAUCA